AAAUGAUAAAGUCAGUUAUUUCUAAUAAAGAAAACUAAUUUCAUCGUAUUCAUUAACAAAGAGUGGCAAGAAAAAUUGUAAAGAAUUGAAAUUAUUUUCAGAUUAACAAAAUUGGAAAAUCAACAUUAAAUCAAUCGCCAAUAAGAAAAAGAGUUGAAAACACUGCUUAAUAAACUUUAGAAGCUCUGAGCUCCUAUCAAACUUUAUGUGAUAAUUAACAUAGAAUUGAUUUAUGUAAGAAUGUUUGUAUAUCAAAGUAAAGCAACCGAAAAGUAAAAUCAACUUUACUUAAUAAGAGAUAGUCGGUUGGGAUGAUUAAAAUUAAAGUUUUGAGAAGCCAUAAAAAUUAACAACCGAUCAGAGUGUGUAGACAAGUACUAGUUAAGAAAAAGCCCGAAAAUCAAUUUCACAAUAAACCUAGAGAAUUAAAACGAUUCCAAGAUUAAUAGAUAUAAGAUAAAAAACCUCAAAAACUCCGUUAAGAACUACAAAAAUUACUAGUCCAUUAAUUGAAUAUCCAACUAUGCAAAAGUUUAAAUUGUUCUUUGAUAAAAAUAUUUAUAAACAAGGGAUCCCUUAAUUGAUUAUAUGUGAUCGAUCAUUAAAUGCCGUUGAUGGAUUGAAUUGUAUUAGUUUCAACAAUGUUACCUCUAAGCUAAUGCCUCAAAGAAGAAAUCAUAGUUUAUGUGUAGGGAAUAAAAUAAAUAAAGUUGACAUUAUUAAGGACAUUACUCAAAACUUAUGA
Molecule: messenger RNA, 745 nt
Organism: Paramecium octaurelia
Lineage: Eukaryota; Ciliophora; Oligohymenophorea; Peniculida; Parameciidae
Source: the annotation of a GenBank genome assembly